This is a messenger RNA of Ictalurus punctatus (channel catfish), 1231 nucleotides long. Its product is annotated as transcription factor HES-2. Bases 220 to 813 code for a protein of 197 amino acids. Gene Ontology annotation, biological process: regulation of transcription by RNA polymerase II; regulation of neurogenesis; anterior/posterior pattern specification. Gene Ontology annotation, cellular component: nucleus. NCBI's taxonomy places the organism in Eukaryota, Metazoa, Chordata, Actinopteri, Siluriformes, Ictaluridae. Gene Ontology annotation, molecular function: DNA-binding transcription factor activity, RNA polymerase II-specific; RNA polymerase II cis-regulatory region sequence-specific DNA binding; protein dimerization activity. The record is from RefSeq and is a predicted model, not a curated record. The transcript is spliced from 4 exons.
UUCAGAUUAAAACUCAAUCCUCCAGUAAGCAGAUGGCUGGGGAAAAGCGCGCGGGGUCUCCAGUGUCACCCUCCUCCUCAACCUCGUGCCACAAUAGAUUUGUGACACUCCCCCCGACGCCCGAGGCCGCUAUAUAAGACAGGACUCCUGUCUCAGCGACCACAAACCACCGUCGACUUUCUACGAGCCCACAUCUACAAACCAAAGGCUUACAGAAACAUGACUCCCAACAUCCUUAUUGACUCCACGUACUCGUUCAGCUCCAGAAUGACUGUGGCUCAAAGGAAAGAGGCAAACGAACUGAGAAAGACUCUCAAACCUCUAAUGGAGAAAAGAAGGCGCGCGCGCAUCAAUGAGAGCCUUAACAAGUUAAAGGAGCUGAUAGUCCCUCUGGUUGGCAAAGAUACUUCUCGCUACUCAAAGCUGGAGAAAGCCGAUAUCUUGGAAAUGACCGUUAGGUUUCUUAGAGAACUCUCCUCUUCACCAGUUAAAGCCCAAGCAGACAGUUACAGAGAGGGCUAUGAAGCGUGCCUGCAGCGGGUCUCCGCGCUCCUCCCGCGCACGAGCCUCGACAGUGAAUCCUGCGCGCGCUUGCACGACUUCAUCCAGCAGUCGAAAUUCUCCAGCUCGCCAGCCUGCCGCACGUGCAGCUCACGCAACUCCAGCGCGAUCCAGCACGAGCGUCUCCUGAGCCCGAAAUCCAACAACGUCCUUCCUAGUGAAAACCUCGCGAGCGCCAUCCCUGGACCAGCUUCCGGUAGAGCUCAGGCUGCGCCACAAGCCGCCGCUCAAACCAUGUGGAGACCGUGGUAGACCACUGAACAUGUCUCGAACUCUAGAUAACGAUUCACUAUUAACUUUGUAUAUAUAUUAAAAUGUAUUAAACUGUAUUUAUUUUGACAUGCAUAAGCUAUAAGCUUUCAAAACUGGCUGUAGAAUGAGCUACGAUUAAAUAAAAGCGCCUGUAAGCACAGAUCAUGGAUAUAGAAAUAGGUAAUGUUAGUGACUUAAUGCAAUCCUCUCUGGGGUGUCAAGACAUACGGGUUGUAAACAACACAAUUGUAAACCCCAAGGGUUAUAAUGUAUUUCACGAGGUUUGCACAAUUGACUUUUGUAUAUUUGGUCCGUGCAAAGAAAUUGUAAACACUGUGUGUUAAUAAGUAGGCAGAAAUGAUUAAAAUGAAUGAAUCUAUGUGGCAUUUCAAAGUUAUUGUGAAUCAGACAACAAAAA